Messenger RNA from Spodoptera littoralis (African cotton leafworm), 1884 nucleotides. NCBI's taxonomy places the organism in Eukaryota, Metazoa, Arthropoda, Insecta, Lepidoptera, Noctuidae. The record is from the annotation of a GenBank genome assembly.
AUGUUAAAAGUUUUGACUCUCUGUGCCAUCCUAGCGCUGGCUUUAGGUCAGCAAGGACCUUCAGUAGUACUAGAUGGCCAAGGCACGGUGAUAGGUUCACAGUCAACUGAAGGAAAUUACUUCGAGUUCCACGGCAUACCAUACGCGGACGCAACUUCGGGUAUCAACCGAUUCAAGGCACCACUACCGCCACCUUCGUUCCAAACCCCAUUAACUGCAAACCGAAAAGACAUAAAAUGCGUUCGAGCCUUAGGUGCAGGAUAUGAAGGCACCGAAGAUUGUCUGGUAGUCGACAUUUACACACCAACUAUAGAUAAUACAAAGAAACUACCUGUUAUGGUAUGGGUUAAAGGAAAAGAAUUCGACCGAAUUAAUAAUCCAGAACUAUCUUUCCGCAAUUUUAUUGAAAAGGAGGUUGUUGUAGUCUCAUUGAAUUACCGUGAAUCUGUUUUAGGAUUCCUAUGUCUUGGUACUGAAACCGCACCCGGUAAUGCUGGAUUAAAAGAUAUUAUUGCAGGAUUGAAAUGGAUCCAGAAAAAUAUUGAAAGGUUUGGAGGUGAUCCAGAUUCAGUUACCAUCGUUGGUCAUGGAAGUGGUGGAGCUGCCGUUGAUUUAGUCACAAUGUCUCCAAUGAGUGAAGGUUUGGUACAUAAAGUAAUCGCUCAAAGUGGAAACGCAUAUUCUCCUUGGGCUGUAUCCCGUGAUAACUUGAAACAUGCUAUCGAUGUAGCUGAAGGUCUUGGUCAUACAAUAACCAGUAUUGAACAGUUAUCUGAGGUUUUCACUAGAACUAGUGUUGGAGCUUUGAUGGGUGUUAUCAAUGAUCUUGACUUAACUGAUAACUCUUUAGCCUUUGCUCCUUGUGUAGAACGUAAAGAAUUGAAAGGAGUAGAACCCUUUCUUAUAAAAACUCCUGCUGAAGUUAUACGUGACCAUGAAUUUUUAGAUAUUCCUACCAUUAUUGGAUUUGUAGAUUACGAAGGUACUAUUCGAUCAAAAGAAGCACUAGGUAACGAUUGGCUAAACCGAAUGCAAGAAUCGUUCAGUGAAUUUAUACAGCCCGAUCUAAAAAUCGAAGAUGACCAAGAAACAGUAGCGGAUGAAAUUAAAAGGUAUUAUUUCGGGACAACUACAACCAAUUUAUAUGAACCGUACCUGAAAUAUCAUGGUGACACAAUGAUUCUCAUAUCUUCUUUAAGAGAAGUAAGAAAUCGAGUACCUACUACUUCAGCACAACAUACCUAUUUAUAUCAGUUUUCAUAUAAAGGAACUCUCGGAGAAGCAUUUACUGGACCCAUAAGCGUUGAUUCAGCACCACAUGGUGUAGAAGUGGCUUAUUUGUUCAACAGAGGUUCUGAAGCAACUGAUUUGGAUCGUUUGAUUACCAAUAUCCUCGUUGACAGGUGGACUAACUUUGCUAAGAAUGGUAACCCUUAUACGGAGUAUUCUAAUGUAGUAUGGGAGCCUUAUAGUCUACUCACUCCCCGUUUCCUGCGUAUAGGAUCUGUAGACGAAAUAAGUGGACGUGAAGGUCGAGUCACUGGACCUGUAGAAAUAGCGUUGAGGAAUCCACAUCCACAAACAGCUUCAUUUUGGGAACGUAUUUACAAUUCGCAUUUCUUAGAUGCACAAAGCAAUUGGGAAAUUAUUGACAGGAAUGAAGAUAUUCCUACAACAACCCUGAGCCCAGAUGGUAUCGAUGUGUGUGAUGGUGACGGGGAUGACUGUGGUACUGACAAUGGCGGUGGUGAUGGUGACGAUGACUGUGAAGGUGAUGACUGCGAUGACGGUAAUUCAGCCUCAACAGCUGUUGGCUACACUUUCUUAAUAAUCAGUCUAUUUUCAAUUUUGAACCAUUUCCAUUCCUCUCAGAUUUUGUCAUAA